CGCCAUGUUUCAGUUAAAGCAUGUUUCCAAAUCAUCAGUGCUGUCAUCGCACAUGAGCUGACAUUUACCGAAAGGCAGUCAUGAGCUCAAGUCCCGGUCCGGGCUCCCCUGCACCCUUCACAGUCACCGGCAGCCUGCAGAGACUCUUAAGCCAUGUAAGGAUUGAGAAUUUAGUGGCUGGACUCAGUGGAGGGGUGGUGUCCACACUUGUGCUGCAUCCACUGGAUCUGGUCAAAAUCAGGUUUGCAGUGAGUGAUGGACUUGAAGUGAGACCGAAAUACAGUGGAAUCCUGCAGUGCAUGAGAAGCGUCUGGCACCAGGAGGGUCUCCGGGGGCUUUACCAAGGCGUCACCCCGAAUAUCUGGGGUGCUGGAGCCUCGUGGGGACUUUAUUUCUUCUUCUACAAUGCAAUCAAAGCGCACAGGAAAGAAGGGAGACUGACAGAGCUGAGCUCCACUGAGCACUUACUGUCAGCCGCUUCAGCAGGUGCCAUAACGCUUUGCCUUACCAACCCAAUCUGGGUGACCAAAACUCGCCUUGUUCUGCAGUACAGCACGGACCCAACUAAGAAACAGUACAAGGGAAUGAUGGAUGCUCUCGUGAAAAUCUACCGCUAUGAAGGGAUCGCAGGACUCUAUCGUGGGUUUGUCCCGGGUUUGUUUGGAACCUCCCAUGGUGCACUGCAGUUCAUGGCAUAUGAAAAGCUGAAAAGAGAUUAUAACAAAUACAGAAAGAUGCAAUCAGAAGCUAAACUGAACCCAUUGGAAUAUAUUACCAUGGCAGCUUUGUCCAAAAUAUUUGCAGUGGCUACAACAUACCCAUAUCAGGUGAUCCGAGCCCGCCUGCAAGAUCAGCACAAUAAGUAUGAUGGAGUUGUGGAUGUCAUCCGGAGAACGUGGAGAAAUGAGGGUCUGUCUGGGUUCUAUAAAGGCAUGGUGCCCAAUCUGAUCCGAGUCACUCCGGCUUGCUGCAUCACCUUUGUGGUCUAUGAGAAUGUUUCCCGUUUCCUCUUAGAACAGUGAACUCUGAAAACAGACGU
Molecule: messenger RNA, 1039 nt
Organism: Xyrauchen texanus (razorback sucker)
Lineage: Eukaryota; Metazoa; Chordata; Actinopteri; Cypriniformes; Catostomidae
Gene: slc25a32b
Product: solute carrier family 25 member 32b
Exons: 8
Coding region: 81-1022 (313 amino acids)
Biological process (GO): nucleotide transport; folate import into mitochondrion
Cellular component (GO): mitochondrion
Molecular function (GO): FAD transmembrane transporter activity; folic acid transmembrane transporter activity
Source: RefSeq, a predicted model, not a curated record